This is a messenger RNA of Austrofundulus limnaeus, 1558 nucleotides long. RefSeq names its product leucine carboxyl methyltransferase 2 (gene lcmt2). NCBI's taxonomy places the organism in Eukaryota, Metazoa, Chordata, Actinopteri, Cyprinodontiformes, Rivulidae. Gene Ontology annotation, biological process: wybutosine biosynthetic process; tRNA methylation. Gene Ontology annotation, molecular function: protein binding; tRNA methyltransferase activity. The record is from RefSeq and is a predicted model, not a curated record.
UGACAUUAUGCCGACGACAAAGAAAACAAAACAGAAGAAGAGCAGCGACUCGGCGGUCCAGGGAACCAACGACAGCAGUGUGGUGAGCAAGUGUUCAGCUGCAGCGCAGGGCUACUUCAGAGACCCUUUUCUCCAACACUUUGUGAGCAAGGUGUCCAGAAGAGCCCCACUCAUCAACAGAGGCUACUAUGUGCGCUGGAGAGCUGUGGACCACUGUGUGAGGGGCUUUCUUCACGUCACUGCAGAAUGCCCAAACAGACAGAUCUUGUCUCUGGGUGCAGGCUUCGACUCGCUGUAUUUUCGCCUGCAUGCAGAUGGAGCUCUGAAUGAGGCCGUUGUGUUUGAGGUGGAUUUUCCUGAUGUGGCACGACGUAAAGCUGCUCUGCUGGCAUCAAAUAGAAGUCUGAGAGAGAUGCUUGACUCCUGUCUGCCUUCUCCUACAGGGCCUGUUUAUGUGUCCAGCAGGAAGUAUCUCCUGUUAGGGUUGGAUGUUAGAGACGAGUCCCAGUUGGAGGAAGCUCUGGGUGCAGCUGGGCUGGACUGGGCUGCACCCACCCUAAUUCUUUCUGAAGUGGUGCUCACCUACAUGGAAACACAGCGGUCGGAUGCUGUGAUCAGCUGGGCAGCAGAGCACCUGCCACAGUCUCUCUUUGUGAUGUACGAGCAGAUUCGUCCGCACGAUCCAUUCGGUCGCAUCAUGCAGGAGCAUUUUGUGAAGCUGAACUCAGCCCUGCACGGCCUGCAGCAGUACCCCGAUACGUCYGCACAGAGACGCAGGUUCCUUGACAAGGGCUGGGAGUUUUGUGUGUGUCAGGAUAUGAAUGAGUUUUACUUGGGGCUGGUGUCCGAGGAGGAGCGGCGUCGAGUCGAGAAUCUGGAACCAUUCGAUGAACAUGAGGAGUGGCACGCAAAAUGUUCCCACUACUUCAUCCUGACUGCAUCGCGAGGCUCUCUGAUGAAACAGGCUCUUCUUCCUCAUGCUCCAGUUCCUCCAUUGCUGUCCGUCAGCCCRUGCUGGAGCCCUGCAGCUUUGAAAGUGCACCCAGUUCCUGUGUGUUUGGAGGGGCUGGGGAUGGCCUCCACCUGCAUAGGGCCAGAGCAGGUGCUGCUGACAGGAGGCUCCAGCAGAGGAAGCAGGAUGGCAGAGAGCAGAGCACUCGUCAGGAGAAAGGAGGGUUGGAGGUCCAACAGUGUAGAACCUUCAGUAGAUCUGGGUGUGAGACUCUACCACACGGUUACCUGUCUUCCUGGGGGAGGAGCUGUGAUAUUUGGAGGUCGCUCUUCACCACUCAGCCCAGUUGAAAGCCUUUUCAAAUUGACCUUUGACCCCGKUGUUGUACCAGCUGCCGUGGAGACGUCGUGCAGAGAUGCAGGGAAGAYCUGUGUGGAGCUGAUGGUCUGUAAAGGCAACCCGCCGUCACCAAGAUGGAGGCACACUGCAGCUGUGGUCAGUCACAAAGGCAGAGACUUCCUGUUUGUGUUUGGUGGAAAGAACCAGUCUGAUUUUGCCCUGGGUGAUGGCUGCUUCCUGAGUUUGGACCAGCAGAGUUGGACUGAG